GGCGCGUUGGCCGCUGCGGCAGGGGUCGGCCUCCGGUGACGUCAGGACGCUUCGAGGGUGCCAGCCCCCAGCCCCGGCCCCCCGAGUCCCGCGCUGGCCGGGCAGGGGCGGGGCGUCGGGCCAGCUGAGCUAUCCCGUCAGACCGCGCCAGUUUGAAUGAAAGCUCCUCAAGAUGGCGGCGGCCGGGGCCGAGACGCGAGGAGCUUGGUGUGUGCCUUGCCUAGUUUCCCUUGAUACUCUUCAGGAAUUAUGUAGAAAAGAAAAGCUCACAUGUAAAUCCAUUGGAAUCACCAAAAGGAAUCUAAACAAUUAUGAGGUGGAAUACUUGUGUGACUACAAGGUAGUAAAGGAUAUGGAAUAUUAUCUUGUAAAAUGGAAAGGAUGGCCAGAUUCUACAAGUACUUGGGAACCUUUACAAAAUCUCAAGUGCCCAUUACUGCUUCAGCAAUUCUCUAAUGACAAGCAUAAUUAUUUAUCUCAGGUAAAGAAAGGCAAAGCAAUAAUUCCAAAAGACAAUAACAAAACUCUGAAACCUGCGGUUGCUGAGUACAUUGUGAAGAAGGCUAAACAAAGGAUAGCUCUGCAGAGAUGGCAGGAUGAACUCAACAGAAGAAAGAAUCAUAAAGGAAUGAUACUUGUUGAAAAUACUGUUGACUUAGAGGGCCCACCUUCAGACUUCUACUAUAUUAACGAAUAUAAACCAGCUCCUGGAAUCAGCUUAGUUAACGAAGCUACAUGUGGUUGUUCGUGCACGGAUUGCUUCUUUGACAAAUGUUGUCCUGCUGAAGCUGGAGUUCUUUUGGCUUAUAACAAAAACCAACAAAUUAAAAUCCCGCCUGGCACCCCCAUCUAUGAAUGCAACUCAAGGUGUCAAUGUGGACCUGAUUGUCCCAAUAGGAUUGUACAAAAAGGCACACAGUAUUCACUUUGCAUCUUUCGAACUAGCAAUGGCCGUGGCUGGGGUGUAAAAACCCUUGUGAAGAUUAAAAGAAUGAGUUUUGUCAUGGAAUAUGUUGGAGAGGUAAUCACAAGUGAAGAAGCUGAAAGACGAGGGCAGUUAUAUGACAACAAAGGAAUCACAUAUCUCUUUGAUCUGGACUAUGAAUCUGAUGAAUUCACUGUGGAUGCAGCUCGAUAUGGAAAUGUGUCUCAUUUUGUGAAUCACAGUUGUGACCCAAAUCUUCAGGUGUUCAAUGUUUUCAUUGAUAACCUCGAUACUCGUCUUCCCCGAAUAGCAUUGUUUUCCACGAGAACCAUAAAUGCUGGAGAAGAGCUGACUUUUGAUUAUCAAAUGAAAGGUUCUGGAGAUAUAUCUUCAGAUUCUAUUGACCUCAGCCCAGCCAAAAAGAGGGUCAGAACUGUAUGUAAAUGUGGAGCUGUGACUUGCAGAGGUUACCUCAACUGAAUUUUCAGGAAAUAGAAAUGAUAAUUGUAGUUUUUCUGAUGUUAACAUUUUUAAAAAAUGAAUAUUUGAGACUCUCUUUCAUAUCAGCAAGAUUAUACCUUUGUUAAUUUAUAAUUCAUGUUUCAACACAUUUGCCAAAUGUAUUACCAAUGCUUCUAAAGAGAGUGCCAGUGUGCCACAUAGACUGACUUGAAGUCUACAUGUGUAGUGCUUAGAGACCAAACAUGGAAGGCAAACUAUUUACAGGUCAGCAUAUGCAUACGUAAAAAGUCCAUGUGAAUAGAAAAAUGCCUUCUUCAGUAUUUGAAGAGUGUUGAACUGAUAAUGUAGCAGUUGCUGAAAUCAGAAAUUUGACUUGCCAUACAUACGCCCCAGAGUUGGAGAAAUAGAGUUAAUUCAGUUUGGGGAAACAUGCAAGUUCUGUUUUUGUUAUUACAUUGUCAUUACUGUUUAAUACUCACUGUAUUUGAGACAAAUAGGUGAUACUGAAUUUUAUACUCUAUUUUCUACUUUUUCAUUAAAACAUUGGCAUCUUAAUGACAUAGAAAUUGAAGGUAUAAAAUUCAAUGUAAAAAAAUUUUAGCUUGAUUUCAUAUUUUGAAGCAACUUAGACCAUUAUGAGGGGUGUAUGUCUGAACUUGUAAUCCUUAAAGAUUUUUUAAUCCUAUAGAAGAAAAAUCUCCUAAAAGUCUGGAAUGGCUGGCCAUUAUGCUGCUUUGAAAGGGCAGGACAGUGGGACCAGGAAGGUUUGGGGGAGGACCAGGCAGAGGAAAUGGAGCGCUUUAAGGGCACUUCUUAGUAAUGUGAAUUAGGCGAUCCAUGUUGAGUACCUGUGGUCGAAAACAGUAAAACAGGAUGCCUGGGGAGAGCAGCUAUACCCAGUGACAAUGUCAUGUGCAUUAAUAGUACAUCUUUUCAAUUUCAGGCAGUUUUAACAUUUCCACCAAAUUAUUUUUAUAUUUCCUGCAGGCUGUUCUUAAAAAUUAAUCUAUAUUUGGAAUUGAUACUUGUUUUAUACAUGAAUUUUUUAAAUGGGAUAAAGCUAAACUUGAGCAAAGCAUGUGCCUAAAUUAUGAGACCUUUUAUUAGUUGACCUGUGAAGACUGAUGAAUAUAUUAAUUUGGGGGGUUGUGGUUUUUUUUGUUCUUUGGGUUCUUUUCCCCUGGCAUGGUACAAAACCUCAAUCAGGAAAAACCGCUUUCAUCUCUAAUUCUAGGAUUUCCAGUCAUGGCGUCCAAUGAUGUGAAGGUAAAUGCAGCAAUAAAUGUAGCUUUCAGUAUUCCUGAUUACGUUCUACCUAAGCUCACUGCUCUAGGCUUUCAUGGCCUAAAAUAAACUGAGAUAAAAACUGAACUGACUUCAAGAAUGUGCACUUCAAAUCUUAAUCCUUCCUCUUUUUUGGGAGAAGCUAUCCUUUAUUAUCCAUUAUCUUGCCAUCACAUGACUUUGUUCUUUCAUAAUAUAGGAUAAAUUGUUUACAUGUCUGGAGCCUUACAGUAUAUCUGCUAACCAAAAUUUGCAGAAUGUAUUACGGAAAAAUACACUUUU
Molecule: messenger RNA, 2953 nt
Organism: Lemur catta (Ring-tailed lemur)
Lineage: Eukaryota; Metazoa; Chordata; Mammalia; Primates; Lemuridae
Gene: SUV39H2
Product: SUV39H2 histone lysine methyltransferase
Exons: 6
Coding region: 173-1405 (410 amino acids)
Cellular component (GO): nucleus
Molecular function (GO): zinc ion binding; protein binding; histone H3K9 methyltransferase activity
Source: RefSeq, a predicted model, not a curated record